Molecule: messenger RNA, 342 nt
Organism: Neoarius graeffei (lesser salmon catfish)
Lineage: Eukaryota; Metazoa; Chordata; Actinopteri; Siluriformes; Ariidae
Gene: kiss2
Product: kisspeptin 2
Exons: 2
Coding region: 1-342 (113 amino acids)
Source: RefSeq, a predicted model, not a curated record
AUGAAACUCCAAGUGCUGAUCAUCUUCACCUCAGUCCUGGUGGCUCACUACGCAUCCUCACGUGUCAGUAUUCCAGAUUCUGAGGGACUUGGAGAUGUGGAUCAGAGAGGGAUGGAUGAGCGCAGCACCUCAGAAGAUGACAGGAUUUGCUUCCUGUUGAAGGAGAAGGACUCAGAGAGACACAUUUCCUGUCAACACCGUUUAACCCGCAGUAAAUUUAAUUACAACCCGUUUGGGCUGCGCUUUGGCAAGAGAGAGGGACGAUUAAAACCGGGCCGAUCAGGACCGAGGGACAUGAUCCCACUUCUGCUUUUUGUGAGAGAACUGGAGGAAGAGUCAUGA